Messenger RNA from Rhagoletis pomonella (apple maggot), 2838 nucleotides. RefSeq lists its product as uncharacterized. The record is from RefSeq and is a predicted model, not a curated record. The transcript has 4 exons. Lineage: Eukaryota; Metazoa; Arthropoda; Insecta; Diptera; Tephritidae. The coding region runs from base 457 to 2079 and encodes 540 amino acids.
UUCAUUUCAGUAUAGAUACCUUAAAGUAUUUUCAAAAACUAAAACGAGUACGUAUUGGAUUUACCGAUUUGCGUCAAAUUAACCAAUGUGUGCUAAAAAACGACUUGUAAAAUGCCUAAAGCUAAAGAAAAAAUUAAUUUUUAAGAUUUAAACCAAUUUUAAUUCACAUGAAUAAACAUACCAAGAAGAACAUAAGACUAUAAAAAGGCUAUUAAAUGUGCAUCAAGAACUUGUACAAUUAAUGAUUUCAACACUUGGCGAAAAGUCAAACCAUAAAUACAUGGCAAAGGAAUCAACAGCAUGUGUGCAUAAAGCAUCAAUCCAUGUCAGUCCCGCAACGAACACAGCGCAGCAAAUAUUUGCAUACACACGCAUGCACGCACAAACCUACAUACACACCAACCAGCCAACAGUUUCAACACACUAACGUAGAGUGUAAUUGAAGCGCGCGCCUAAAUGUAUGCAGCGCAACGUGCAACGCAACUUGCUAAAACUAUAACAAUGGCAUGCAGCGUACAAAAGCAACCCACACAAUCACAACAACACUCAGCGGCAUCUGCAACUGUAACAGUAACUACACCACACGCAAUGGCAGUGACGGCGUUGGCAUCAGCCAAUAACAGCAGCAACAACAUUGACAGCCAACUGGGUAGCAGUGGCGGUGGUGGCAGCAAUAGUGGCAGCAAUAGCAGCAUGAGUGGCGGAGUAGGAGCUUUAGCUGCAGCUAUCAGUGACGUGACCAAAAAACCACUGACACCAAAACCGCGCGGCUCAUUACCGAAUGACGUAAACCAACCGCUACAAACGGAAUUUCACUGGCCCCCCGUGCCGGUGAGCACGCACACCAGCAAUCUGCGCUUAAAUAUGAUGAAUCAGAAUCCAAAAGACCUGCAUACAGCGCGACUCAUGAUCGAGGAGUUGCGUACGAAGGUACGCUAUCAGGCAGAGCACAUCAUGAAGUGGAGGAAGGCAUAUGCGCUGCAGAUACAACAACAAUACCGCUACCAGAAGGAGAAGACAGAUCAGAUGAAUACGCUGACCUCGCAACUUCUAUUACUCGAAUCGCGGCUAAAGCGGAAGCAAAAACAGAUUGCGAGCUUACUCAGCCAUCGCGAAUUCACUAUACAGCGGCAGCAAAAGAUUAUCGACACGCUUUCGAAUCGACUGUCGGAUCAUGGACUGGACGCUAUCGAGGCAAACUACACCACGGAGCUGGAUUCGCUUAACGACUCCGACUCGGCAGUGGUGCUGGAAGAUAUCGAUUCGGAUAGCAGCAAUAUGCCGUUUGGCGCACGUCGUCGCAGCAGUGGCGGUGGCUACGGCUCCGGCACGGGUCAAAGUGCUGGUGAUAGCAUCACCAUUGUGCGUUCCAUUUCCGAUGCCAUUGAGACGAAUUUGAACAAGUACAGUGGCGUACGACGUAACAACUGCUUCCUGCGACGACCGGAAAUAUUGGAGACUGUCUACUCGGUGGAGGAGGAUCCGGAGCCGACAUCAGAUGUGGCAGAGAAGCGUGAUAAGUUCCGAACUCGCUCGGAGAAGGCGCUGAGUUCGAGUUCAACAGAAGGACAAAUCGACAGCAACUCUUCGCAUGCGACGCCACAUGCAGCAGCGAACAUCACUCAGCCAGAGCGUGCGAAAGAAAAUGUGCGCAUCACACCGCCCUCGCCGCAACGUCAACUCAGCAUCUCACAACCGCUUGAGUCACCGAAAAAGGAAGAUGGUUACACCGCCUACAGCGUCAUGGUGCCGCAGUUGCGCACUACAGCUGCCACACCGACCACGGAGAGAAUCAGUGCGCUGGCUGGCGCUGACGUCGAUGGCAGUUCGACCGGCGUCAAAUCGCAGGUGACGAACUACAAUCGCGUCAUGUCCAACCAUCGCUCGGUGACUAAACCAAAGGACGUGAAAUACAAACGCAUCAACAAGGCAAAGUCGAAAAGCCUGGAGGAGCUACGCGGUCGGCUUAAAAAUCUGGUGGAGCGCGGCGGCAGCGCGGGUAAUGGUCUUGACGCGCACGGUAGUGGUGCGCCCUAUGCGCACGGUGUUAUGCCGCAGACUGCACAGUCAUACGCGUGACAAUGGCCAUCUUUUGGAGGCUCUACUGCUACGCUGGCCGUUAUUGCAGCCACAGCGCCCAUUGCCUCAUUCGACGCCGACAUGGAUGACUAUGCAGUGGAGGAGGAGGAGGAUGAAUGCGAUUGCUUACAAAGGACAACGCCAGCAAGAGAGCAAGUAGUAGAGGAAAAGCCACCACCUCCUGUGGAGGUGAAGGUGACAGAGAUGGCGAUAGAGCCCAACGAAAGGGACUGCAAGUUGAGCACCUCAGAAGAACAAUUGCGCUCGAAGCCAUUUUCGCCGCUCAAGCAUUGCAUACCUAAGCGAUCGCUGACGUUGCCGCGCAUACUUGUGCCGCGAAGCGCAUUCGGUUCGAGUGGUGGUGGUGCGGCUGGCUCAGGGCGCAGUGGCGGUGGGCGUGGCGGUUUCUAGCAGUUAAAGAAAUUUUUCAUACGUAAUUGUGAUAAAAAGUAAAUAAGCCGACUUCCCAGCUACGCUCUACUUACAUACAUAGACAUGUAUCCUCACAGUCACAGUCACGGUCGCAGUUGGCAAGACACUCUACUAAGUGACUCAAUUACUUUUUUUGUUACUAGCUUUGCAUUCUUUUUGACUUUUGUAACAUGUGUUUCCUCAUUUUGUUUACUACACUCAAGUAGCAUUUAAUUAGAAUUUAAUGUUGCUUUUAAGUUUGCAUUUAUUAUUUAGUUAAGUCGCAUUUGAUUUUACUCACACCUGCAUAAAUACUUAUUUUCCUACCUAUUAACUUAAUAAAAAUGA